AACGGGAACCGAGGUAACUCGCUGUCGACUUCUAAGAUCCGAGAUCAGUUUUAUUUGCCGGUUUGUGGCUGUCUCAUUGCCGUUAAUGAAAUAAGACGGAGUAUACGAGCAGUCGUCCCGGCGUCGCAGAACUUGUGAGCGGACUUGUGACGUCAUUUUUUGAUCCUUGUGCUGUCACUGACUCGGUAAUGUGAUCGUUAUCAUACAGCGAGAAACGAACGACAAAUAAACGUGAAGUGUGUACAUUACUGGGUGUGGUAGGUUAGGAACGGCCAGAGUGUUUGGCUCGGCGGAGAUGGAGGGGCUGUGGCUCGGACGGCGGAGCACAGGCCGGGCGGCGCAUGCGCGCGCCGCGCCGGGCCGGGAGCCUCGCGAGUCCGCUCAGUGGUGCGUCGGGACGCUCGGUCGAUUCCAGGGGCGCGCGCAAACACUCCACUUUCCAAAAACCGAAUGAACCUUAAAAUUUGUGUAAGAAAAAUCUUUAAACCGCCGCUUUGCUAAAUGGAUUUUAAAACCAUUCCUUGCCCCCUUGCACGGGUACCCGUUACUGUUUAAAGUUUGACCAAUAUUGCGGUCAAAUUUGUGAUUUGUUCGCGAAAUCGGUAUUUGGGCAAAUAUUUACUAUUAAUUAAUUAGAAAACGAAGGUGCGUUAAUCUAAUCACACAUGGAUUGUUGCAACUUAUCAUGUCAUAUCGGAAGUAAAUUAAUAACAAGUUUGCGUGAGAAUACGUUAUUAAAAAAAUUGAAAUGUCGCAUUCUUGAUAAUAAAUAAAACGCAGUAGAAAGGUUAUGAAAAUUAACAAGUUUUAAUAGGCAGUUUACUUUUUUUACUCAUUGGUCUCUAAGUUUUAAUAUGUGCUAACCUGGAGCCGGUCCGCAGCAGAGCCGAAUGACAGAGAAACUUGUUGUACCCGAGAUGUGGCGGGGCUGGAGGUGAGCGAUGCGGGCGCGGUGGGCGGCGUGGGCGCUCGCUUGGUGCGCGUGCGCCGCGGCCGCGCCCGUCGAGUCGCCGCCGCCGGCGCCGCUCUGCGACCCGCUGAUGCUACGACACCCGCCGUCUAGGCCCUCGAACGUGCUGGAGGUAGAGUCAGCCGCUGCGCAUGCUGCGCGGUCGCUGUCUGAGCUGAUCGAGACGGGCGGCGCGAACGAGACGCGCGCGGCGGCGCUGGCGCGCUCUGUGCUGGCCGCACAGCUCGAUCCGCCGCCCGACGCCGUCGCCCUCGGCGCGCCGCAGCUCCGCCUUGGCGUGCUCUUCGUCGCCGACCCACCCAGACUGAUCAUCUUUCAACAAAACAACUCUGCAGCCCUCCAGCAAUUCUGGAAAACUUUAGCCUCUGCGUGGAACACGAGUAACGUCGUCUGGUCGAAUGCCUGGUACUCGUGCGAAAGGGAAGACAGAGGCUGGUGGAGCGGCGCGGCUGCGGCGCGGGGAUCGGGCGCUCUCCGCGCCGCGGCGGCGCUGUUCCGAAGAAUGCCUGUUAUGCCGUGCGAGGAAGCAAUGCACGAUCGCAUGGGUGGGCCGCCGGCCUGCGAUCCGGACACAACGGAUUGUGAAGCCUUUCCGGCCUCGGGAUCUGACUUUCAAAAUAUAGAGUACCGGUGCAAGUGCCGGCGGGGCUACUGGCACGAGAUUGGCAGCGGCUGGCUGAGCGGGUCCGCCAUCACGGAGCGGCUGCGCUGCGCGGCGUGCGGCAUGGGCAGCAGCGACGAGGCGCAGUGCGACGGGGAGAUCUUCCACGCCUCGCUGCUGGCCGUCAACCUGGCCGGCAUGCUCGUGUGCCUCGUCAUUGGCCUCAUUAUAUUCAGAAAGAGAAAGUGCAAAGCCGUGGCAAUGUGCAUGUGGACUGUGCUAGAGGUGGUGUUGCUUGGGGCUCUGUUGAUGUAUGGAUCCGCAGCGACGCAAUACAUGAAGGAGCCGCGGUGGCGCUGCGUGGCGGGCGCGUGGCUGCGAGAGCUGGGGUUCGUAGCGUGCUACGGCUCAGUGGUGCUGCGGCUGUGGGUGCUUCUGGCUGAGUUUCGGACUAGGAAGGCGCACCGGUGGACUCCAAGGGACUCUGAGGUGCUCCGAAUAGUAGGGGCAAUGCUCUGUGGCGCCACGUGUUAUUUAGCAGCCUUUACUGCGACAGCGGCGUGUGAGCGAGAAGGCUGCACCAAUGCGGCUUGGCAUCACGUCACCGCUGGUGCUGAACUAGUGCUUCUAGCCGCUGGAGCUAGGCUCGCUUAUGCGGCGAGGAACGCAAAUGUGCCCUUCCAGGAGCGCGGCUGGCUGGCGACUGCGCUGGCAUGCGAGUUUUUUAGCGGGCUAGCGUGGCGCGGCGCAGCGUUGGCAGGCGCGGCGCCCGAGCAGGAGCCGCUGGCCGCCACGGCGCGCGCGCAAGUCUCCUCCGGCGCCGCGCUGGCGUGCGUGCUGGCGCCGCGGCUCUGGCAUGGAUACCGCGCAAGAUCGCUUGCGCAGGAGGUGUCUCGCAGAGGCCCAGCAGAGGGCUUCGGUGUAGAAGGUGAAGAGGAGCCCACAUCUGAGGAAGUGAGAGCCGAGCUGAAGCGGCUCUACGUGCAGCUAGAGAUCCUAAGGAACAAAACGCUCCGGCGGGACAACCCUCAUAUCAGCAAACGCAGGGGGGGACGCAAGCCGCCGCACAGGCGGUUUUCCUUACAGAAAAAGGGCAGUCGUGAAAAGGCGUUGCAGGCGCGGCGAGGCGGCAAGGGCAAAGCCGGCGGCAGCGCCAGCGUCGUGGAGGCCAGCGAAGCCGGCGACGCCUCCCGCACACCCGAGGACUCCGUGUGCUCCAACGAGGGCCCCUCGCACUAUACCGACUGCGACCAGACGUGAUCCCACCGCCGCGACAGGAACUCGUCCAGUCGCUCCACGGCCAACGGCUACGGCGACCAGCUGGAGGUUUGAAGACUCGGGUUGCGCAUCACCGUGUGUUGGUUCAAAAAAUUCGAACAAUUGCAAAAAGUUGGUGCAUGGUUGUACCUAUUUCACUUAUUAAUCGUCUAAGUAAGUACCGCUCGACCUGCGUUUCGGCAACUUUAAUUAAUGAUUCUUCUCUCAAUGUUACUCGACUAAAAUGAAUGCGAUAAAUAUUGCUACGAGCAAUAAAAUCAUUUACCAAGUUACCAACGCAACAAUUUGGAUGCGUUUAUUGAAAUUGUAAUCAGAAUAUUGAGCUUAUGUCUAAAAACAUUUUAGAACAUAAAUGGGGCAUUUUCUAUGAAAA
Messenger RNA from Cydia strobilella, 3222 nucleotides. It is a transcript of the gene smog, whose product is annotated as G-protein coupled receptor 179. The transcript has 11 exons. Gene Ontology annotation, cellular component: membrane. The record is from RefSeq and is a predicted model, not a curated record. Gene Ontology annotation, molecular function: G protein-coupled receptor activity. Lineage: Eukaryota; Metazoa; Arthropoda; Insecta; Lepidoptera; Tortricidae. Gene Ontology annotation, biological process: G protein-coupled receptor signaling pathway. Bases 942 to 2831 code for a protein of 629 amino acids.